GCGCUGACAUCACGGCGCGGCCCGGCGGGGCGGGCCCGGGGGGGCGGGCGCGGCCCCCGCCCCGCUCCGCGCGGGUAGUGGUGGAGCGGCGGCUCCGCAUCCCGCAUCGCUGCCGGUGCGCAGGGGGCCGCCCGCAUGGUGGACAUCCUCCUCCCGCGGCCGCUCCCGGGCGCCAUGGGGGAGCCCUCCAAGAGGCGGCCGGGGCUGGCCCUGUGCGCGGGCUGCGGGGGCCGCAUCCAGGACCCCUUCCUGCUGCGGGUGUCGCCGGACCUGGAGUGGCACGUCGCCUGCCUCAAGUGCGCCGAGUGCGGGCAGCCCCUGGACGAGACCUGCACAUGCUUCCUGCGCGACGGCAAGGCCUACUGCAAACGGGAUUACAGCAGGCUCUUCGGCAUCAAGUGCGCCCAGUGCCGGGCGGCGUUCAGCAGCAGCGACCUGGUAAUGCGCGCCCGCGACCACGUCUACCACCUGGAGUGCUUCCGCUGCGCCGCCUGCGGCCGCCAGCUCCUGCCCGGAGACCAAUUCUGCCUGCGGGAGCGCGACCUGCUCUGCCGCGCCGACCACGGGCCGCCCCCCGACGGCGCCGCCGCCCGCGGACCGCGCAGCCCCGCGCUGCCGCCGGCCGCGCACCUCGCAGAGCCGGUGCCCGGGCGGCCGCCUGCCCCGCGGCCGCCGGCGCACAAGGCGGCGGAGAAGACCACCCGCGUGCGGACGGUGCUGAACGAGAAGCAGCUGCACACGCUGCGGACCUGCUACGCCGCCAACCCGCGCCCCGACGCCCUGAUGAAGGAGCAGCUUGUGGAAAUGACGGGGCUCAGUCCCCGCGUCAUCCGCGUCUGGUUCCAGAACAAGCGCUGCAAGGACAAGAAAAAGUCCAUCCUCAUGAAGCAGCUCCAGCAGCAGCAGCACAGCGACAAGACGAGCCUGCAGGGCCUCACCGGGACGCCGCUGGUGGCCGGGAGCCCCAUCCGCCACGAGAGCGCCGUGCAGGGCAGCGCCGUGGAGGUCCAGACCUAUCAACCACCCUGGAAGGCGCUCAGCGAGUUCGCCCUGCAGAACGAUCUGGAGCAGCCCGCCGCCUUCCAGCAGCUGGUGAGCCGCGCCGGGCCGUCCGUCGGGCCGCAGGGGACGGGCAGAUCCCGGCCCGCCGGGCCCGGGCGCUGCGGAAGGGGGACGGGGCAGGGGGCGACCUCGCCGGGACCUCACCGCCGCUACUCCCCCAGGUCUCCUUCUCCGAGUCCGGCUCCUUGGGCACCUCCUCCGGCAGCGACGUGACCUCGCUGUCCUCCCAGCUCCCCGACACCCCCAACAGCAUGGUACCCAGCCCGGCCGAGACGUGAAGCGGCCCGUCCGCCCCGCCGCGGGACCUCCGCAUGCCUGCGCUCCCUGCAUGAGACACCCGGCCCCGGGCCGCUCCCAGAGCGCCGGACAAACGCCUUUGUUUUUUAAUUAUUCUUAUUUAAAAACAAACAAAAAAUACGUUACUGACGGCCAAAAAAGCACCGGGAUCCUCGCUGCCUUCACCAGACCAGAGGGAGAGCCCCCGCCCUGGUUAUUUCGUGGGGUUUUUUUUGUUUGAUUCUUUUUUUUUUUUUUUUUUCCCUGCGGAUUUCGAUGUUUCUUUUCCCCAAAGAA
Molecule: messenger RNA, 1635 nt
Organism: Prinia subflava (tawny-flanked prinia)
Lineage: Eukaryota; Metazoa; Chordata; Aves; Passeriformes; Cisticolidae
Gene: ISL2
Product: ISL LIM homeobox 2
Exons: 5
Coding region: 136-1275 (379 amino acids)
Biological process (GO): axonogenesis; positive regulation of transcription by RNA polymerase II; neuron fate specification
Cellular component (GO): nucleus
Molecular function (GO): DNA-binding transcription factor activity, RNA polymerase II-specific; cis-regulatory region sequence-specific DNA binding
Source: RefSeq, a predicted model, not a curated record